Diceros bicornis minor is the source of this 1943-nucleotide messenger RNA. RefSeq names its product zinc finger protein 358 (gene ZNF358). NCBI's taxonomy places the organism in Eukaryota, Metazoa, Chordata, Mammalia, Perissodactyla, Rhinocerotidae. The coding region runs from base 88 to 1872 and encodes 594 amino acids. The record is from RefSeq and is a predicted model, not a curated record. The transcript has 3 exons. Gene Ontology annotation, cellular component: nucleus.
GGGGCUUCCUGCGGGCCCUGGGGGCGCCGGCGGCCGGGCAGGGGCGAGGGGCGCCGGGAUCCAAGCUUCCCACCAGAGGAACCCAGGAUGGAGAGAGGGGCAGAGCCAUGGAGUUGGGGACUGGAGACCUCUAGUGCCGGGUCCCCUGACUUCCUUCCAGAUCCUGCCGCGGAGGCAGCCGGCGCUUCCACACGUGGGAUGCGGCGCUCGGUCCUGGUCAGAAACCCGGGCCACAAAGGCCCGAAACCAACUUACGAAGAGCUUGACUCCGGCUCCGAAGACCUGGACCCCAACCCGGAGGAGCUGGAUCCAGUUUCUGAAGACGCAGAGCCUGACCAGGAAGACCUCAACACUGUCUCCGAAGACGUGGACCCCAGCUAUGAAGUCCUGGAGCCCGUCUCCGAGGAUCUGGACCCCGACGCCGGAGCUCCGAGCUCCCUCUCGGGGCCGCGAGACUCGGAUCCCCAAGAUCUGGACGCCGUGUCUUCGAGUUUCGACCUCGAUCCAGACGUCAUCGGCCCCGUCCCCCUAGUUCUCGACCCUAACAGCGACACCCUCAGCCCCGCUGCCGCCCCAGACCUGGACCCCCUCUCCUCCGGCCUCACUGCCGCCCCCGAGGUCCUGGCCGCCAGCCCCGCGGUGCUGCCUGCACCCGCCAGCCCGCCCCGGCCCUUCUCCUGCCCCGAUUGCGGGCGAGCCUUCCGCCGCAGCUCGGGGCUGAGCCAGCACCGCCGCACCCACAGCGGCGAGAAGCCCUACCGCUGCCCCGACUGCGGCAAGUCGUUCAGCCACGGCGCCACGCUGGCCCAGCACCGCGGCAUCCACACGGGCGCGCGGCCCUACCAGUGCGCCGCGUGCGGCAAGGCCUUCGGCUGGCGCUCCACGCUGCUGAAACACCGCAGCAGCCACAGCGGCGAGAAGCCGCACCACUGCCCCGUGUGCGGCAAGGCCUUCGGCCACGGCUCGCUGCUGGCCCAGCACCUGCGCACGCACGGCGGCCCGCGGCCGCACAAGUGCCCGGUGUGCGCCAAGGGCUUCGGGCAGGGCUCGGCGCUUCUCAAGCACCUGCGCACGCACACGGGCGAGCGGCCCUACCCGUGCCCGCAGUGCGGCAAGGCCUUCGGCCAGAGCUCGGCGCUGCUCCAGCACCAGCGCACGCACACGGCCGAGCGCCCCUACCGCUGCCCCCACUGCGGCAAGGCGUUCGGCCAGAGCUCCAACUUGCAGCACCACUUGCGCAUCCACACGGGCGAGCGGCCCUACGCCUGCCCCCACUGCUCCAAGGCCUUCGGGCAGAGCUCGGCGCUGCUCCAGCACCUGCACGUGCAUUCCGGGGAGCGCCCCUACCGCUGCCAGCUCUGCGGCAAGGCGUUCGGCCAGGCCUCCAGCCUCACCAAACACAAGAGGGUGCACGAGGGCGCAGCCGCCGCCGCCGCCGCCGCCGCCGCCGGCCUGGGCCUCAGCCCUGCUUCCGUGUUGAGGCCCGGGCAGGUCUCCCUCCUGGGUCCCGAGGCUGUCUCUGUGCUUGGCUCCGGCUCCGGCGCGGGCCCUGACCCUGGCUCUGCGCUGGGCUCCCUCCCCAAUCCCAGCCCCAAAGCCAUCCCUGGCUCCCGAUCUACCCCCACCCCUGAUCCUAGCGAAUCUUCUGACCCAAAGUCUGGUCGCGACGCCAAUCCUGACCUUGUGGCCAGCCCUGAUCACGGAUCCGGUCUCAGCCCCGACUCGGAUCCUGUGCCCAGCCCAGAGCCCAGCCCCGAGUCCCAUCCUGACCCCUGCUCUCCUACCCAUGACACUGUCAGGCACCCCCUCCCUGCUGGCGAGAGUCCCGGGUGGGUGCAGGAGCAAGGGGCACUGCUGGGGCCUGAUGGCUGAAGGGGACGCUGGCAGCCACUGGGGGCCGAGGAAAGUUGUGUGUCGUGCAGUUAGUAAAAUCCUCUCACUGC